Messenger RNA from Cladocopium goreaui, 1875 nucleotides. Lineage: Eukaryota; Dinophyceae; Suessiales; Symbiodiniaceae. The record is from the annotation of a GenBank genome assembly.
AUGGCCAGCAGCCAACCCAGCCAGGCUGAGAAUGGCGGGGCGUUGGAUCGUUUGAAGCUGGGCUUCAAGGGCAUCACCAAGGGCUUUUCCAAUACGACGUCUGCGGACGUGGAGGCACCUGCCCAAGAUCGAAGUGCAGCCGCACCAAGUGCAGGAGCUUCUGCGAUGUUGGGCUCUUGGGCCGAGAAAGCACGCAAGGCCUUCGGCGAGGUGGCAUACGACCCCGUUCCCAAGGAGGAGACGCCCGAGGCCGUCGUUGAUGAAGAGAAGGGCGAGGGCACCUGGGCUAACUUCUCCAAAGCGGCGAGCCGAUUAGGGAAGUCCGUUGCAUCAGCAGCGGAGGAGGCGAAACAGAAUCUUGAGAAGGCAGCCGAGAAAGCCAAGAGCGCGGACCUUGCACAGCAAGUACAGGACUGGCAAAGUGGCGUGGCGAAAGGUCUCGGUGCAGCAGCCGACCGCGCCAGUCAGGCGCGCGAGGUCUUUGCGGAACGUGGCAAGGCAGCCUCGGCCAUCGCCAAGGACUUGGGCAGCAAAGCCGCCAACAAGGCCUCCGAAGCCAGCCGCGAAGCCGCAAGCAAAGCCAAGGAAGCGAAGGAUAAAGCAGCAAGCGUGGCAGGGGCGGCCAAGGACAAACUUGCACAGGCGGGUGAGGGGCUGAAGGGCUUAGGAAGCUUGGCGCUGUCGCCAGCAAAGCUGGCGCAGUUCGGCGGAACUUUCCUGGUCGGUGUCUUUCUCAUCGCAAUGUCCUUCUCUUUUUUGCCGGUCAUGGUCAUUGCGCCCCAGAAGUUUGCUCUACUCUUUGCCUUUGGCUCCAUGACCAUGCUCGGAUCUUUUGCGCUUCUCAAAGGGCCCAAGGCCUUUUUGACAGGCAUGGCGAGAAAGGAACAGUUGCCCUUUUCGGUGGCUUACGGAGUAGGGCUUGUUGGGACCUUGAUCUCCACCAUCAUCCUCCGGAGUUUUCUACUCACCGGGAUUUGCGGGCUGUUGCAGGCAGUCGGCCUCCUGUACUUUGUGGCAUCCUAUGUGCCCGGUGGGAAGGUGCAGCAAAGCGGCCACUGCUUUGGCCUCGGCCGUGUUGUGCAGGCGUUGAGGCCGGAGAUUGUGCCAGGGAAGAUCCUGGAGAUGGGAAACUACCCAGCCACGUUUGAUGACCGGACAGUUCCUACUCCAACCUACGGGGCUGCCCUGUUGGCUCAAGCGGUGAACGGUUGGCAUCGACCAGCCCUUCGUGGUGUCUUGCAUGGGAUUGUUGCGUUGGCGCUUUUCGUCCUUUUUCUCGGCUAUGGCUUUGCCAUCCUCAUUGGACUGCUACCCAAACUCUGGCUGCGCUUUACAGCGUUGUUGGGUGCGAAACUGCUGAGCUACUUCUGUAGCGCGGUGUUACAUCUCUAUCCGCACCCAUCAAUGGAGAGCUUCAACUUUUGGCUUCGAAUGGAUCUGGUGGGCAUUUCUUUCGCCGUCUGGGCGCCCACAGCCGUGUUCUUGGAGGAUGCCCGCCUCUGGUUGCUGCAAUUCGCUGGCGUUCUGGCAGUGGCCGACUGGACACAUGUCUUGGUGGACAAUGGCUUGGCGAAAGCGGAUGAAUCGGAUUUGAAGAAAUUGGAUAGGAAGCGAUCUUUGAGGACUGUGAUCAACAGCCUGUUCUUCGUGUGGUGCUUACUUUUCUGUGGCAUGGGAUACAGUUUCCAGCCACUUUGGAUCAUUGGAGCUCUGACUUAUUCCCUCGGAUUCUUUCUGGCACCCCCCUUCUCUCGCCGCUAUUCUCAGAUGCCCUGGCAUGUCUCGGGCGUCAACGGAUGGCAUGAAGACUUUCAUCUGGUAGUGGCCUGUGGCGACUUAGCCUUUUGCAUGAUGGCCUAUGAUGCUGGGACGUGA